This is a messenger RNA of Porites evermanni, 726 nucleotides long. The record is from the annotation of a GenBank genome assembly. Lineage: Eukaryota; Metazoa; Cnidaria; Anthozoa; Scleractinia; Poritidae.
AUGGACAGAUGGUUGUGUCAACAAGCUUGCGGUCUCCUCGGUAGAUGCAGGCUUCCUGGAUCCAGUGUAGUUCCAUCCAAUUGCUCUACCGGAGGAGGCAUUUUAGACACUUAUGAUAUCUCAACUGUAACACAAGAUAUACUCGUCUCUUAUGUGAAUAAAUGGGCUGUCCCAGCCAACGAGAGCUCUUUUGGACCCAUCCUAGAAAUCGCGGGUGAAUCACCUUCAGUAGGCGGAGGAGGGAGCUGUCUAUUUUUCAACGGAACAUCAAUCGUGUCGCCACCUCUGGUAAAUGUUUUUGUUGGCAAUUACAUCACCGUUCAGCUUUUUGUGAAGGCAAAGGACCCGAGAUUCUACACAGGCACCAUUAUUUCAUACGCUCAAUCCGAGACUUUUGCAGUAACAGUAAACGGAUCGAUAAGGAUUCACUUUGGCGCCAUUGUCAUUGAUACACAGCUAAUCCUCGAAAAUGAACUAUGGAAUCACAUAUCCUUGGUCUAUAGACGCAGCUCAGGUCUUGUUCAGUUCUACCUUAUUGAUUCUUUAGGCGUCAUCCAAUCCAGAGUAUUUUUUAUCGGCGUUGGUGUAUUCCCAGAAGGUGGUACUUUAUCAAUCGCUCUCUGGCAGAUCACCUCUGCAGUAUCCCUGUCUAUUCCUGGAUUUGUAGGGUGGGUGGACGAGUUAAGUUUCUGGAAUAAACGAUUCGACGCUGUUAUGAUUCAGGAG